AUGCCUUCAUUAGGACCAGGAGCAGGUUUGGCAGACCGGGGUUCUAGUGAAGUCUUAGGGGCUUCACACCAUCAAUCUCAACAAUUGCAAGCCAACCAUGAAGAAAAUAGUGAGGAUGAUUUGGCGCGUGCACUGGAAGCUUCAAGGGAAGAAUAUGAGCGACAUGAGCCAGAUAUAUAUCAGUCUCUCGAGGAAGCUCUGGUUAGAAUCCGAUCAAUCACAGACAUUCACGAGUCAAAUGAAAGAAAUAGCAAGGAUGUUUUGGCGCAUGUACUGGAAGCUUCAAAGGAAGAGUAUGAGCAACGUGAGGCAGAUAUAGAUCAGCCCCUUGAGGAAGCUCUGGUUAGAUCACUCAUGGAUGAGUCACACGGAAACAAUAGCGAGGACGAUUUGGCUCGUGCACUAAAGGCUUCAAAGGAAGAGCAUGAACAACGUGAGCCAGAUAUAGAUCAGUUGCUUGAGGAAGCUCUUGCUAGAUCACUCAUGGACGAGUCACAAAGUAGCUCUCGAGAGUCAGAUGCAUUCCUUCUUGAUGCACUCUCAGAUGCCGAACUUGAGAAAUUUCAAGAAUCAACCAGGGGGAAUCAUUGUGGCCUUGGAAUUGAGGAGCAGAAUUUGGCACGUGUGCUUGAGAUGUCAAAGAAGGAAGCUUUGGAUCGUGAACUGGAAAAUCCACUCAGUCAAGCUUUACAAUUUUCACCCAAGGACAGAAAUCAAGCAAGUACAUCACAUGAUGCUUCCGGUCCCAACAAAACCUUGCAUGUUGAAUUUCUUGGGUCACCAGAGCCAUCUGAUACUGAGCGGCCGGUUGUCAGUCGUGUACUCAGGAGUCCAAUGUCCGCAAAGGAGUAUUUGGGUCGACAACAGAAUCUGAUGGAUGAGCCACUGACUCGCCAUACCUCCCCAAGUUCAGUUCUGGCUAAUAAAUCACCAGGUUCUGAAUUCCAGGAAAAUUAUCAUCCAAAUGGCUACAGCGGUCAACCCGACAAUCCGGAUUGGAGACCUCGCUAUGCAGAACGGUCAACCUCACAAGGAGGUCCUGGGAAUUACAUCCAAAAGACCUCUUUCAAAAAAAAAUCUGUUGAUUUCUUGUUAUCAGUUCCUAAAUUUGUUUGGGUCUUAGUUAUUGCUCAUUUGUUGUGGUAUUACUUAUCAAAAACUUGA
Puccinia graminis f. sp. tritici CRL 75-36-700-3 is the source of this 1164-nucleotide messenger RNA. RefSeq lists its product as uncharacterized. The transcript has 2 exons. Bases 1 to 1164 code for a protein of 387 amino acids. The record is from RefSeq and is a predicted model, not a curated record. NCBI's taxonomy places the organism in Eukaryota, Fungi, Basidiomycota, Pucciniomycetes, Pucciniales, Pucciniaceae.